CCAAAGAGAAAUGGCCGACGUCCUAGAUUCCUUCUACGAUCUCGAGGACAAAGAGCUACAAGAUGCUCAUCUUUUUGGGCUGAUCCGACCCAACGCGGUCAAGAGGCGCCGUCCUCGAGCCGGCGGGAAUACUUCGAGGCUAGCGACGUACACUUACACGGUUCGCAGUGUUGGGAAGACCGAAACAGUCUGCCAAAGGGCAUUUGCAUCUCUUCACGGUAUCUCAAUUGGUCGUGUCCGUCGAAUUGCAAAGGCUUCUGCAACAGCAAUCUGCGCACCAAAAGAC
This is a messenger RNA of Geodia barretti, 286 nucleotides long. Lineage: Eukaryota; Metazoa; Porifera; Demospongiae; Tetractinellida; Geodiidae. The record is from the annotation of a GenBank genome assembly.